AUGAAUUAAUUAGUAGAGAGCCAAAAUAUUUUGAAUGAAUAGUAGAUAUUACAGAGUGAAUAAAAUAAAGAUGUUUUUAAAUAAAAACCUCUUCUAAAACCAUAAUCACCUUCUAAUAAAGAAAAUAGAUAAGAACAAUAUUGUAUGUAAAAGUAAUAGUUGACCUAAAAAUCUGGUUAAGAUAAUUCAAGAACAUUGAAAAAUGAAAAUGUUGAGUUAAAGAAUUUAAUCAAUGUAAAUAAAUAAUUAGUGAAUUUUGGUCUCGUUUUACCUGGAAACAUCUGUGAAGAUGAUAUUUAAUUCCAAAACAUCUCAAAUGAAACAAUUCUUAUCGAAAUUUAAGUUGUUUGCAAUAACACAGAAUUUGAUGAUUUAGAUGAAUAUGUCUAUUCUGCUAGAAAGCUUAAUGGAUAUGAUUAUAAAGAUCGAUUUAUGCUUGCUUGUCCAGGAUAAAAACAAUUCUCUAUGAAAGUAGCUUUGAAAGUGCCAAAUAUAAAAGAUUAAAAAGGAUUAUUUGGAUUAAUAAUAAUAACAGCUUUAAACUAAAAUCAAUAAAAGAUCCAAGGUUAAAUUAACACUAUUCUGCAAAGUUAAGUACUACUACCAUUAAUUUAAUGUUCUAAACAACUGAUAAAUAAUCUAUAUAACCUACCAAUAAUAUAAAUGGCCUUUAAAUUAGGUAAGAAAUUGGAUUGUAAGAUUUAAUUUAGAAAUAACAGUAUAAUUGGCUUGUCUUUGGAAAUGGAAAUUCUAGAUAAAAUUAAUUGUGAAAUAAUUGUUAAUCCUUAAGCUAUAUCAGUUCAAAGUAAUUCUUAAUUUUUAGUUACAAUGAAUGUAAAAAAUAAAGAAGUAUAACAAAUAAAAAAUGUGCUAAUAAUUAAAAUAAAGAAUUCAAAUGUUCACUUUAGUUACCCAUUCAUUAUUUAAGUUUAUUGA
This is a messenger RNA of Paramecium tetraurelia, 936 nucleotides long. RefSeq lists its product as uncharacterized. The transcript is spliced from 3 exons. The record is from RefSeq and is a predicted model, not a curated record. NCBI's taxonomy places the organism in Eukaryota, Ciliophora, Oligohymenophorea, Peniculida, Parameciidae.